UGAGAGAGUGCUGACAGUGGCACGCACAUCGAAAAGAGUAUAAUGGAAGUUAGCGCGUGUUGCCACGUGUCAAAAGUGGGAUCAGAUAGAUAAACCCCCUCCUUUUCUUCUUCGUUGAAUUUCCGUCACUUCUAUUACUGAAAACUCAAAAAAACCCAACCGCAGCAUCAAAAUCUGAGUCACUAAGCUUGAAGAGAAUGGACCACAGCGCAGAUGCACACCGUACGGACCUGAUGACCAUAACACGAUUCGUGCUCAACGAACAGUCAAAGCACCCUGAAUCGCGCGGUGACUUCACCAUCUUACUCAGUCACAUUGUUCUUGCUUGCAAGUUCGUCUGCUCUUCUGUUAACAAGGCUGGUCUCGCCAAACUCAUUGGACUUGCUGGAGAGACUAACGUUCAGGGUGAAGAGCAGAAGAAACUGGAUGUGCUUUCCAAUGAAGUCUUCAUCAAGGCCUUGAUUAGCAGUGGCCGAACUAGCAUAUUGGUUUCGGAAGAAGACGAGGAAGCAACCUUCGUGGAGCCUUCUUUGCGUGGAAAGUACUGCGUCGUUUUUGAUCCUUUGGAUGGUUCCUCUAACAUUGAUUGUGGCGUUUCAAUUGGCACCAUAUUUGGGAUUUAUAUGGUGAACGAUGUGAAUGAACCAACACUAGAAGAUGUUUUGCAACCUGGCAAGAACAUGUUGGCUGCUGGUUAUUGUAUGUAUGGAAGCUCUUGCACGUUUGUGUUAACCACUGGUAGUGGUGUUAAUGGUUUCACGCUUGACCCAUCACUUGGUGAGUUCAUACUAACUCACCCUGACAUCAAGAUCCCAAAGAAAGGCAAGAUUUAUUCAGUGAAUGAAGGAAAUGCUAAGAACUGGGAUGGUCCUACUGCCUUUUAUGUGGAGAGAUGCAAGUUCCCCAAAGAUGGUUCAUCACCAAAGUCUCUAAGAUAUAUUGGAAGUAUGGUAGCUGAUGUUCAUCGAACAUUGCUAUAUGGAGGUAUCUUUUUGUACCCUGCUGAUAAAAAGAGUCCUAAUGGAAAACUGCGGGUACUAUACGAGGUAUUUCCAAUGUCAUUUUUGAUGGAACAAGCAGGGGGACAAGCAUUCACUGGCAAACAACGGGCACUUGAUUUGAUUCCUAAGAAGUUACAUGAGAGAUCUCCCAUAUUCCUUGGAAGCUACGAUGAUGUUGAGGAAAUCAAAGCUCUUUAUGCUGCUGAGGCCAAGUAGGAAUCACCCUAAAGAGUGUCCUUUCGCCAUGCACUCAAUCCAUGCAUCUUAGAACAAAUUGUGAAUAAAGAAUAAAUUGAUUGAGAUAACAUGGAUAUUAAUGAAAGAAGGAUAACUGCAUCCUUUUCUUUCAACUGGUUGUAAUAGUUUCAAUCUUAUAGCAUUAAGGCAUACUAGUUUCUCUCAUAA
Messenger RNA from Arachis duranensis, 1406 nucleotides. RefSeq names its product fructose-1,6-bisphosphatase, cytosolic. Lineage: Eukaryota; Viridiplantae; Streptophyta; Magnoliopsida; Fabales; Fabaceae. Gene Ontology annotation, molecular function: fructose 1,6-bisphosphate 1-phosphatase activity. Gene Ontology annotation, cellular component: cytosol; cytoplasm. Bases 198 to 1217 code for a protein of 339 amino acids. Gene Ontology annotation, biological process: gluconeogenesis; fructose 6-phosphate metabolic process; fructose 1,6-bisphosphate metabolic process. The record is from RefSeq and is a predicted model, not a curated record. The transcript has 11 exons.